ACCCACAGGUACGUAACAUACUAUGGUCUGAUCAGAACUGACUUUUGUGACAUUGACUUCUCUGUUUAAGGUUAGAAAAUAAUGGAUUCAUUCAAUAAAAAUGCAUCUCCGAAAAUUCGCUCUAAAAUUGACUUGAUUCGAGGAGAUGUAGAAGUUAUUACGAAAUCGAUUAGGUCACUCGACAAUGUUUUUAAUUGUGUUUGGCAUGUCAAAAAAUGUAUACCACAAAUGACAAAUAAUGAUCAAGCAGAAUUUUGGAACAAUAUUGUAAUAUCGACUUUGAACUCAAUUCUAAUACAAGAAACAAAAACAAGACAAACCAUUCGACUGUGUUUCUCGAUCAUUUGUGAUGUUACACAGAAUACGUUAAAAUUGCCACAAGUAUUAAGAGCUGAAAAAGUAAAAUUUGCACAAAAACGCAUCCCGAACGCUUUUUGUAAGCUGACCGACAACAUUAAAAUAUUGGAAACUUUAGAAAUGGUUGCCAUAAACCAAAUGGAGAAAGUGACCGAAAAAAUAUUUAAUUUACCUGGUGCUGGUGCAUUGACGGUUUUGGAUCAGAUCAAAUUAGUCGAAGCACAACUUAGAAAGUCUAUUCGACGAAAAAACGACAUUUUGGCGGAAUGUGAGAAUAAAAAAGUUAACAUGAAGAUUUUGAAACCCUUAAUCGAACAUCAACAACAAUUGCUUCGUGUAAAGCAAUUAGAAAUUCGCGAACUGAAUUUUAAACUGACAAAAUUUCAACAAACGAUUAUGCAGCUCAAGCUUAGAAUAAAGAUAACAAUACGUGCAAAAAACUAUCAUCGUGCUAGCUAUCAUCAACAUGUGCUUAAGUCAAAGCUGCACUGCCUCCAAAAAUACACGACACAAAAAAGUAGAAAUCAAAACGAACUAAAGGAUCUCGUAGCUACCCUAUGCGAAUACAGAGCGAAAUAUGAACGCGACAAGGCUCAGCUGAAAGAUCUUGGUGCCAACUCAGUCACAGCAAUUGAUUUAGAAAGUAAACUUGCUAAAUUAUAUGAAGAUGUGAAUAAGAUCGAGAACGAAAAACGUUUGUUCGAAAAACAUCAAGAGCUGUUGGGUAUCGAAGGUGAUGAAUAUGUUAAGUUUUUAGUUAACUUACGUCGUUUGGCGAUCGCAAUUAAAUUGGGAUGCAACAGUUAUGCACCAAUCAUUUCAGUUUUGAAUGAAAUAAAGGUGGUUAUUCAAUGUCCUAUUGAAAUGAUUGAAAGCGAAGAGGAAAGUGAUGUAAUAUUGGCAGAGCAACUCCUAUUAAAAAAUGCUGAAUCUUUGUGGCAUUUCUCUUACUUUGUAAGGCUGUGCAUGACGAAUUACCAUCAUAAGCGAGGUUGGCUGAUAGAACGAGGAAACCAAGGAUUUGGCGUAAAACAUUGUGGGUGAUACAGACUGACGCUUUUUCUUCGCAACUAUUACUGGACAAUGUAAAUAGGAUAGUAUCAGGGGCCUAUUUUGGAAAAAUAUUUUCCCAAAUUUUGCCGAAAAUCAUUAUUGGGAAAAUGAGGAAAAAUUUCGGAAACUAAUUUUCCACAAAAAAGGGAAUUUUAUUGUCAAAAAAGCCUCUUAAACGAGGAAGGAGUCAUUUACUUACAGAGAUAUCAGCAAAUGUGACUUUUAUUCGUAUCCGAGCUGUAAGCGUUUCAUAUUCUGAUACUUUUGAAAGUAAAGGACUUAUUUAAAAAGUAAGUGUGAAAAGGUAAAAUUUCUC
Messenger RNA from Bradysia coprophila, 1726 nucleotides. RefSeq lists its product as uncharacterized. The record is from RefSeq and is a predicted model, not a curated record. Lineage: Eukaryota; Metazoa; Arthropoda; Insecta; Diptera; Sciaridae.